Molecule: messenger RNA, 6510 nt
Organism: Lampris incognitus (smalleye Pacific opah)
Lineage: Eukaryota; Metazoa; Chordata; Actinopteri; Lampriformes; Lampridae
Gene: dock1
Product: dedicator of cytokinesis 1
Exons: 52
Coding region: 81-5699 (1872 amino acids)
Biological process (GO): small GTPase-mediated signal transduction; cell migration
Cellular component (GO): plasma membrane; cytoplasm
Molecular function (GO): small GTPase binding; guanyl-nucleotide exchange factor activity
Source: RefSeq, a predicted model, not a curated record
AAAAAAAGAAAAAAAAAGUUGUCAGACCUGGACUUGCUCUAACAGACGCGACAUCGACUCGGGAAAUUUCGACACCGAGAAUGUCUCGCUGGGUGCCCACUAAAAAGGAAAAGUAUGGUGUUGCAAUCUAUAACUACGAUGCCCGGGGAGAGGAAGAGCUGUCACUGCAGAUUGGAGACACGGUGCACAUACUAGAGACAUAUGAAGGCUGGUACAGAGGACACAGGCUGAGAAGGAAGUCCAAAAAGGGUAUAUUUCCUGCUUGUUACAUUCACCUGAAAGAAGCCACAGUCGAGGGCAAUGGACAAAAGGAGACUAUCAUUCCCACGGAGCUGCCCCUGGUUCAGGAAGUCACCACCACUCUUCGCGAGUGGGCCUCCAUAUGGAGGGACCUCUAUGUGGGGGACAAGCGUGAGAUGUUCAACUGUGUUCGUGACAUGAUCUACGACCUCAUCGAGUGGCGGUCCCAGAUCUUGUCCGGCACAUUACCACAGGAUGAGCUCACAGAGCUCAAGCAGAAAGUCACCUCCAAGAUAGACUACGGCAACAAGUACCUGGACCUAGACCUGGUGGUGAGAGAUAAAGACGGCAACAUUUUGGACCCUGAGCUAACCAGCACAGUCAGUCUCUUCAGAGCGCACGAGGCAGCCUCCAAACAGAUCGAAGAUCGGAUUCAAGAGGAGAAGUCCCAGAAGCAGAAUAUUGAUCUGAGCAGACAAGCCAAGUUUGCCUCCACCCCCUCAUUUGCCCUUUUCGUGACUCUAAAGAAUGUGGUGUGUAAGAUUGGUGAGGAUGCAGAAGUCCUCAUGUCCCUCUACGACCCGAUGGAGUCCAAAUUUAUCAGUGAAAAUUACCUGGUAAAAUGGUCAAGUUCAGGCCUGGUUAAAGACAUAGACCAACUCCAUAACUUGCGGGCAGUCUUCACGGACUUGGGCAGCGAAGAUCUGAAGAGAGAGAAAAUCAGCUUUGUGUGUCAGAUUGUCAGAGUUGGGCGCAUGGAGCUACGAGACAACAACACCAAGAAGCUGACCUCUGGCCUGAGGAGACCCUUUGGGGUGGCAGUAAUGGAUGUCACAGACAUCAUAACGGGCAAAAUGGAUGAUGAGGACAAGCAGCACUUCAUCCCCUUUCAACCGGUGGCAGGGGAGAACGACUUCCUCCAGACAGUCAUCAACAAAGUCAUCGCUGCCAAAGAGGUCAAUCACAAGGGCCAAGGUCUGUGGGUGACUCUGAAGCUGCUUCCUGGGGACAUCCAUCAGAUUAGGAAAGACUUCCCUCAUUUGGUAGACCGAUCAACGGCAGUGGCUCGCAAGAUGGGCUUCCCUGAGAUCAUCAUGCCAGGUGAUGUCCGAAACGACAUCUAUGUGACUCUGGUCCAGGGAGACUUUGACAAGGGGAGCAAGACCACACCCAAAAACGUUGAGGUGACCAUGUCUGUAUAUGACGAGGAUGGCAAGAAACUUGAGAACGUGAUCUUCCCCGGGGCUGGGGACGAGGGCAUCCUCGACUACAAGUCGGUAAUCUACUACCAAGUAAAGCAGCCACGCUGGUAUGAGACCAUUAAGGUUGCCAUUCCUAUUGAAGAUGUCAAUCGAAGCCAUCUGCGGUUCACCUUUCGCCACCGCUCCUCACAGGACUCCAAAGACAAAUCAGAGAAGAUAUUCGCCUUGUCUUUUGUGAAGCUGAUGAGAUAUGACGGGACAACACUCAGGGACGGUGAACACGAUCUCAUUGUGUACAAGGCAGAAGCAAAAAAACUGGAAGACUCGUCGCUUUACCUGAACUUACCUGCCACCAAGAUUGAGCUGGAGGAGAAGGGUUACUCUGCCACAGGGAAGAGUACCCAGAACCUUGGCAACUGUACCAUUAGCAAGGACUCUUUCCAGAUCUCCACCCUGGUCUGCUCCACCAAGCUUACACAGAAUGUGGACCUGCUUGGCCUGCUGAAGUGGCGCUCCAACACCAGCCUCCUGCAACAGAACCUCCGACAGCUCAUGAAGGUGGAGGGCGGGGAAGUCGUUAAGUUUCUUCAAGACACUCUGGAUGCUCUCUUCAACAUCAUGAUGGAGAACUCCGACAGUGACACGUUUGAUACCCUGGUCUUUGAUGCCUUGGUGUUCAUAAUCGGCCUUAUAGCUGACAGAAAGUUUCAACACUUUAACCCUGUUCUUGAAACCUACAUUCGAAAGCAUUUCAGUGCUACCCUGGCUUACACGAAGCUUACCAAGGUUCUGAAAAAUUAUGUGGAAAAUGCGGAGAAGCUGACGGAGCAGCUGCUGAAGGCCAUGAAGGCUCUGGAGUACAUCUUUAAGUUUAUCGUCCGCUCCAGGGUCCUUUUCAACCAACUCUACGAGAACAAAGGAGAGGCAGACUUCAUGGAGUCCUUGAGGAACCUCUUCACGUCCUUCAAUGACAUGAUGAACAGCAGCUCGGAGACCACUGGCAUGGUGAAGGGUGCUGCGCUGAAGUACAUCCCCACCAUUGUCAACGAUGUCAAGCUGGUCUUUGAUCCCAAGGAACUUAGCAAGCUGUUCACAGAGUUCAUUCUCAAGGUUCCUGUGGGGCGCCUGGUGAAGCAGAAGCUGGACUGUCUGAUCGACAUUGUCCACAGUGACCUCUUCACUCAGCAGGACUGCCGUGAGAUCCUGCUGCCUCUAAUGACAGACCAGCUGAAGUUCCACCUGGAAAAGCAGGAGGAGCUGAAGGCCUGCUGCCAGCUGCUCAGUGACAUCCUGGAGGUGCUCUACAGGAAGGAUGUGGGUCCCACCCAGUGGCAUGUCCAGAUCAUCAUGGAGAAGCUUUUGAGGACGGUGAACAGGACUGUCAUUUCAAUGGGCCGUGACUCGCCUUACAUUGGCAGCUUCGUGGCCAGCAUGACUGCCACGUUGAGACAGAUGGAUGACUAUCACUAUUCACAUCUGAUCAACACUUUCGGCAAGAUGAGGAGCGAUGUGGUGGAUUUCCUAAUGGAAACAUUUAUCAUGUUUAAAGAUCUCAUUGGGAAAAAUGUCUACCCCAUGGACUGGGUCAUAAUGAACAUGAUGCAAAAUAAGGUGUUCCUACGGGCCAUUAACCAGUAUGCAGCAGUACUGAACAAGAAAUUCCUGGAUCAGACUAACUUUGAGCUGCAGCUGUGGAACAACUACUUCCACCUGGCUGUGGCCUUCCUUACCCAGGAGUCACUGCAGUUGGAGAACUUCUCAAGUGAUAAAAGAGCCAAGAUCUUUCAGAAGUACCAGGACAUGAGAAGACAAAUUGGCUUCGAAAUCAGGGACAUGUGGUACAAUCUAGGUCCCCACAAGAUCAAAUUCAUCCCUGAGAUGGUGGGUCCUAUCCUGGAGAUGACACUGAUCCCUGAGAUCGAGCUGAGGAAGGCCACCAUCCCCAUCUUCUUUGACAUGAUGCAGUGCGAGUUCCAUUUCACGUGCAGCUUCCAGAGGUUUGAGAACGAGAUCAUCACCAAGCUGGAUCACGAGGUGGAGGGGGGGCGCGGAGAUGAGCAGUACAAAGUUCUCUUUCAGAAAAUUUUACUGGAGCACUGCAGGAAGCACAAGUACCUGGCCAGGACGGGUGAGAACUUUGUCACUCUGGUGGUGCGUCUGCUGGAGAGGCUGCUGGACUACAGGACCAUCAUGCAUGACGAGAACAAGGAGAACAGAAUGAGCUGCACUGUCAAUGUGCUGAACUUCUACAAGGAGAUAGAGAGAGAGGAGAUGUACAUCAGGUACCUGUACAAGCUGUGUGACCUCCACAAGGAGUGUGACAACUACACUGAGGCUGCCUACACGCUCCUGCUGCACGCCAAAUUGCUCAAGUGGUCAGAUGAAGCUUGUGCGGCCCACCUGACGCAGAGAGACGGCUACCAGGCCACUACACAAGGGCAGCUCAAGGACCAGCUCUAUCAGCAGAUUAUCAAUUACUUCGACAAGGGCAAGAUGUGGGAGGAAGCCAUUAUUUUGGGAAAGGAACUGGCGGAACAGUACGAAAAUGAAAUGUUUGACUUUGAGCAGCUGAGUGCAUCCUUGCGCAAACAGGCCCAGUUCUAUGAGAACAUUGUGAAAGUGAUCCGACCCAAGCCAGACUACUUUGCCGUGGGCUAUUAUGGCAUGGGCUUCCCCUCCUUCCUCCGGAACAAGAUGUUCAUCUACCGGGGGAAGGAGUACGAACGCCGGGAGGACUUUGAGGCUCGCCUCCUCACCCAGUUCCCCAACGCCGAAAAGAUGAAGACGACAACACCACCCAGUGAGGAUACCAAGGGUUCCCCUGGACAAUACAUCCAGUGUUUCACAGUGAAACCCAUCCUGGACCUCCCUGCCAAGUUCCAGAACAAGCCUGUCUCUGAGCAAAUAAUGAGCUUCUAUACCGUAAAUGAAGUCCAUAAAUUCCAGUAUUCCAGACCAGUGAGGAAGGGAGAGAAGGACCCGGACAACGAGUUUGCGAACAUGUGGAUCGAGAGGACCACCUACACAACAGCUUAUAAACUACCCGGCAUUCUGCGCUGGUUCGAAGUCAAGUCGGUCUCCACGGAGGAGAUAAGUCCAUUGGAGAACGCCAUUGAAACCAUGCAGCUAACUAAUGAAAAGAUCAGCAGCAUGGUGCAGAGACAUCUCAGCGAUCCCAACCUUCCCAUUAACCCCCUCUCCAUGCUGCUCAAUGGUAUUGUGGAUCCAGCCGUCAUGGGAGGUUUUACUAACUAUGAAAAGGCCUUCUUCAAUGACAAGUACAUGCAGGAGCACAUUGAGGACCUGGAGAAGAUUGCAAAGCUCAAGGACCUCAUCGCCUGGCAGAUUCCCUACCUGGCCGAGGGAGUCCGCAUCCACGGAGAGAAGGUCACGGAGGCACUCAGGCCUUUUCACGACCGCAUGGAGGCCUGCUUCAAGCAGCUGCGGGAGAAGGUGGAGAAACAGUAUGGAGUAAAGACUUUGCCAGCAGCAGAUGAACGGAAGGGCUCUCGUCCUCGCUCCAUGGUGCGCUCCUUCACCAUGCCAUCCUCACAGAGGCCGCUGUCGGUUGCCUCGGUCACCUCCAUCUCCUCAGACAACUCCCCAUCCAGGCCUCCCUCAGAUGGCUUUGCCCUGGAGCCCCUCCUGCCAAAGAAGUUGCACACUAAGUCUCAGGACAAGUUGGACCGAGAGGAGCCCGAGAGGGAGCGCAAAGAGAAGAAGAAGGAGAAGAGGAACAGCAAGCAUCAGGAGAGCUUCGACAAGGACAUGAAGACCACGGAGAUCCCGAUGCAGCCGGCCGAGGCUGUCAUAUUGUCAGAGACGAUCAGCCCCCUGCGGCCCCAGAGGCCAAAGAGUCAAGUUCUCAACGUUCUGGGAGGAGACCGACGGCUUUCGGUUUCCCCCGGACCCCCGUCUUCUUCCUCCAACUCCAUAUGCUCCUCGCCAGGACCCCCGCCGGUCACCCCGAGGAGCAAGGCCUCCUUCAGCCUGCACACUGUAUCCAGUCUGGACCUGAACGGGAUGGGCUGCCCCGACAAGCAAGGCGAGACCCCGCCUCCGCUGCCAGUGAAAGGGAACACGGCUGAUUACGGCAACCUGCUAGAUAAUCAGGAUGUGACGACUCCAACGACGCCUCCGCCGCCGCCACCACAUCACAGGCACAUGCCUCCUCCUCUGCCCAGCAAGACCCCUCCACCACCCCCGCCCAAGACCACCAGGAAACAGGCCUCCAUCGAUUCAGGGAUUGUACAAUGAACAAAGACUGCCGUCAAGAACAACCAAGACAACCCACUGACGACACAACAAAAAAAGCAUCAACAAUCAAACCACCCUCCCCUGAAGCGGUUGGUUUUGUUGUUGUGUGUUUUUUUUUUUCUUUACCCACGCAUUCCUCUCCGCUUCCUCCAGCUUGACAAAGACGAAUACCUCAUUCGAGCCCAACUUCUCCAACCCUCCUCUCUCUCGCCCUCAGUGUGACGAUGAUGCAGUCCGUCAUAGGAAAAGUGUUGCACAGCUAAGUAGUCACUGAGUUUGUUGAUGCUGUCUAUGACCCGCUCCAUGCCACUUCAAGACUUUGUAGUGAAGCGAGAUUGUGUUAGGACACGCUUGGACCAACGGCUAUCCAAAACUGACCGGUUCUCAAAAUAUGAGAGCGCAUAGCUUGAUAAAAACAUAAUCCCUUUUUUUUUUAUAUCAAUAUUCCCACUAUGUACAGAGGUUUGUAUAUACGAAUUUAUUUUAUUUCAGUUUUUUUUUUGUACGUGUUCUAUCAUGCAUCUUUUUAUAUUAACAUGACAUUAGAUUAACUGGCAUUUAUAUUCCAAAAAAAAGGGCUUGUAGGUUUUGAAUUGACAGGGACUGUAAAGAGUUGGUAUGUGAAUACCUAUCAUUGAUUUUACUGGUUAAAGUUUUAUUUUGGAGUGCACAUACAACUAACUCCUUCGGCAUUAUCAUUGUAUAGGCCAUGUUAUAGAAUGCUGUAACCUUGGAUUUCAAUAACAUUGUUCACAAUUCACUACUGACGUCUGACUUCUGAAUAAACUUUCAAAUGUAUGUAUUUUUAAAA